GACGGCGCCUCCCAUUCUUGUAAAUUGCGAAGAAGAAGGGAGGCUGAGAGGCUGGGGGGCUAACCGGCUGGGCGGCUCGGACAUUUCGCUGGAGCAUCCUGAGAAGUGGACACUGCCGCCGGUUUCGUUGCCGCCUUUGGUGGAAAGGAUGACAGCCAGACCGGGAUUCUAUCGGCAGGAGCUCAACAAGACCGUAUGGGAGGUGCCCGAAAGAUACCAGAAUCUGACGCCGGUGGGCUCGGGGGCGUACGGCUCCGUCUGCUCAGCGUAUGAUGUGUGUCUCCGGCAGAAGGUAGCCGUUAAGAAGCUCUCCCGUCCAUUCCAGUCACUCAUCCACAGCAGGCGCUCCUAUAGAGAACUGCGACUUCUCAAGCAUAUGAAGCAUGAAAAUGUUAUUGGGUUGCUAGAUGUUUUCACUCCUGCAGCAUCUCUUGAAGAAUUCAAUGAGGUCUAUCUCGUCACUAAUCUAAUGGGAGCAGACCUCAACAACAUAGUCAAGUUCCAGCGCCUUUCAGAUGAGCAUGUGCAGUUCCUCAUUUAUCAGCUGCUCCGAGGCCUUAAGUAUAUUCAUUCAGCCGGACUGAUACACAGAGACCUAAAGCCAAGUAAUGUAGCUGUGAAUGAAGAUUGUGAGCUCAGGAUUCUGGACUUUGGACUGGCCAGACAGACAGACGAUGAGAUGACAGGGUAUGUGGCGACUCGCUGGUACAGAGCGCCUGAAAUUAUGCUGAACUGGAUGCACUACAAUCAAACAGUGGAUAUCUGGUCUGUGGGGUGCAUUAUGGGUGAACUUCUCAAAGGGAAGGUCCUGUUUCCCGGCAACGACUAUAUAGAUCAGUUGAAGAGAAUCAUGGAAGUAGUUGGCACUCCGACUGCUGACCUACUGAAGAAGAUCUCUUCAGAGCAUGCUCAGAAAUACAUUCAGUCCCUUCCUUACAUGCCCCAGCAGGACCUGGGGAAGAUAUUCAGAGGAGCCAAUCCAUUGGCGGUGGAUCUGUUGAAGAGAAUGCUGGUGUUGGACUGUGACAGGCGGAUCUCUGCCAGUGAUGCUCUGUGCCACCCGUAUUUCUCCCAGUACCAUGAUCCUGACGAUGAGCCUGAGGCACCGCUGUAUGACCAAACCCCAGAGAGCAAGGACCGCACCCUGGAAGAGUGGAAGGAGCUGGUGUUUGAGGAAGUGAACAGUUUCAAAGCACCUGUCAGCAAAUCAGACAGCCUCCAGGCUGAACAGUAAAAGACACUAUAUUCAUCCCUCCAACACUGAGUCUACUACCUAUGAAGGGGUCUUGGUAGACUUAGCACUGAGGAUCUAAGGACUUGAUGGAUGACUGUGAGCUAAUCAGAAGAAUAAUGAUGCAUUCCCUAGGCAUGAUGCCUUUUUUGAGUGUGUAGGGUGUGUGUGUGUGUGUGGGUGUGUGUGUGUGUGUGUGUGUGUGUGUGUGCGCAUACAUGCAAGUUUGUACCUGCUUGUUUUCCUGAAUGCUGGAGGGUAGCAUGUGUCUAGUUUGGAGAACACAUUAUAGACACAUUAUAUGCACAACCAGUAUAUUACUAUUACAGGGAGCAUGCUGUUGUGUAUAUUCAUUGUAUUUUUUUUUUUUUUUUGAGGGAGAUAAAAGGAAGAUGCAACAGGAUACGGGUGUCAGUCAAAGCAAAAAGGAUAGGGUCAGUCUUGAGUCACAUGUUUACGGAAUAGGAAUGACUGGAACGUACUGCAGUUGGACAAAAUAACGGAAACACUAAGUAAAUAGCGGAUCAAAAUGUAUAAUUUACAGUAAGUUUUGCUAAAAAAUAACAAAGAAAUAAAAAAGUGUGAAAUAAUAUACAUUACAAAUUAUGAAGGAGGACGAAAGACGAAUGGCCAGCCUAUGGUGAAAACAGGUAAUGUCUCUGGGCAGCGAUUCAGUGGCGUCUCAGUGUCACAUUUCAAAGGGCAGUUCCACUGAUUUUUCAAAGUUUCUGCAUAGUUUAAUUUUUGAGUGUUUUGGUGUGAAAUGGAGAAACUGACUCUGAGUUUCUUUCCAGUGGUGGUGAUGGGAACCAGGGGUUGCAUUGUUUACAAAGCAGUUCUAUUUACUGCCCAAAGUGAUCAGUGAACCUUCACAUUGUCUUCUGAGUUGUAUGUGUAAUGUUGAUGAUGGUCAAACAGUGGUAAACCUACAACUCUUCCUUCUUGGCUUGUUUUACCCCACAGCACCCUGCAUGUACCCCUCUGCCAUGAAUGCAUUAUACGUCAUAGCCCAAAAGCUGAUCUCUAAAUUAUUAUAAAACCAUGUCUCAGGCAUUAGGCAGAUUCGUAACCAAUUUAUUUAACGUUCUGUGACGGAGCUUUGAGAGACUAAAGUCUCCUGAUGUCUGGUACCUAUCACCACCAUUGUGAACAAUUCUGGUUCAGUGAGUUUGUGUAGAACCACUCUGAAUGGCUUUGUUAAUGAUCUGGGCUCACUUUCUCAAAAGCACCGUAGUGUUAAGAUCGUGUAAACGUCUUUGUGUUAAGAGGCUGCUGGGAAAACCCAGCCCUAAGUGACUGCGUAAGAGAGUCCUUUUGAGAAAUCUGUGGUAUUCUUCUUUAAUGUGGCCUCAGGAAGGAGUAGCAGUGUCUGUAUGUUGAAGCUCAGUCAGCAGUAAUAGACAUGGUGUCUAUAGAAAGACACUAGAAUGUUUUUUUUAAACCUGCUUGACUGUCUUGGCCAAAACUGUGCAUCAAUUAUCUUAACAAAGCUGAUAUUCAUGAUGGGGAAACUAGUUAAACUGCUUGUAACCUCUUGUAACAAUAUAUGACAUCACUGAAAUUUGGUAACUUAAGACAUAACAUGGUGUAAUGUCUGUCAGCAAUGGACACAAGUAAUGUUUUUUUUUUUUACAUCCAUAAACCAUUUUUGCCUGAUCUUAACCGAUAUUGGAUUGCUUCUUCUUGAAGAAUGCCAAUAGAAAUUGUGUUUAUCACAUAUGAUAUUAGUCCACCAGGUCUGAAUCUCUGAAGACAGAAUGAUACGAUUUGCAUUGUGUUAAAAUUCCUUGAUGAAUGUACCAAAAGAAAUGGUCUAACGUUACGUUUUAAAAAUAUUUUUACAUGAACUUCUGUUACAAGUUAACGUUUUUUCCUUCUGCUGUAAAGUUGGAGUUACAAGGUUUUACUCCAACAGUGACGGUAUAGUUCUCUGUGUUUCCGUUAUUUUGUCCACCGACUUCAUUUCCAUUUUUGAAAGGUUCACGUCUACAGUACAUUCAGCAUGUCUAAAUGUGAAAGUGUGGUGUCUCAGUAUUCAUAACAAUCAAUCUUUUAUUCAUCAUAAUAUCUCUUGGGUGCAUUAUAAAGAUCUUACAUACCUCAGACACUUUCUGUUCACUUAAACAUGAAUGAUCUGACUUUGGAGCUCGCUUUGUUUUGUGUCACGUGCUGUUUGUUGAAAGUGUCGAAAGAAAAUGUUCUUCCAUUGACCAAACGGACAGGAGGUCAAAGGCCCCUGUUCAGAAUGAAAUACCACUGUUUUCUUGUCAGUGCUUCACGACGUGUGGAUGAAACAGGAGGCAUAAAUAUCUAUAGGUGGUUUAAACUGCAGUAAUCCAGUAACGACUAAAAUCAUCCCAUCAUCUUAACCCAAUUAGCAUAAAAACGAAAGAUUUGCUACCUUUAGUCAGUUUUGACGUUACUUUUUUUAAACGAUUGUAGAGCAGAUACUGAAGAGGGACUUUUACACUCCAGCUUCUUUUUAAAUGUUGUAAUUGUUUGUCCGGUGUUUCUAUUCUCUACUGAAUGUGACGAAUGUUUUACCCUGAAAAGUAUCUGAUCUACUCUGAAUGUCUUUGAUGUUUGUGAAGUAUAUUUUAUAUUUCAUGACUGGGUUUAUUAUUUUCCCCUGGAUUUAGGAUCUGUUGGUUUCCGUAGUGCUAUUUGUAUUUUCCUUGUUCAUUAUGUUCUUCAGAUUUUGACUGGAUUUGUGCCCUGCAACUGUGGAUUAAAUAAGACCUUUAGCUAUAUCUUA
Pygocentrus nattereri (red-bellied piranha) is the source of this 3986-nucleotide messenger RNA. RefSeq names its product mitogen-activated protein kinase 11 (gene mapk11). Lineage: Eukaryota; Metazoa; Chordata; Actinopteri; Characiformes; Serrasalmidae. Gene Ontology annotation, molecular function: MAP kinase activity; ATP binding. The record is from RefSeq and is a predicted model, not a curated record. Gene Ontology annotation, biological process: intracellular signal transduction; protein phosphorylation. The transcript is spliced from 12 exons. Gene Ontology annotation, cellular component: nucleus; cytoplasm. The coding region runs from base 149 to 1234 and encodes 361 amino acids.